Molecule: messenger RNA, 2499 nt
Organism: Anthonomus grandis grandis
Lineage: Eukaryota; Metazoa; Arthropoda; Insecta; Coleoptera; Curculionidae
Product: T-box transcription factor TBX20-like
Exons: 7
Coding region: 402-1880 (492 amino acids)
Biological process (GO): regulation of transcription by RNA polymerase II; heart development; positive regulation of DNA-templated transcription
Cellular component (GO): nucleus
Molecular function (GO): RNA polymerase II cis-regulatory region sequence-specific DNA binding; DNA-binding transcription factor activity, RNA polymerase II-specific
Source: RefSeq, a predicted model, not a curated record
UCGUCUCGACGCACCGCCGGUCAGUUCGAGCGGUUGUAUUCGAUACGAAAGCGUCGCGACGCUCGAAUACAAAAGGGUAUCAAUUACGACGACGACGUGGCGGACCGCCUUCUUGACGAAGUGGGAGCAGCCAAUCUGAAAGAGAAGUCGUUAAGUCCAGAGCCUACGGGUUCUGAAAUAUUCCCUCUGUCAAAACACUGGCUUCUGAAGCUAUUAACGCGUGCCGCGCGGCUUUGAUGGUUUACCUCGUUUUGGACAAUACCGGCGAUAACGUGCCGACAAUGGGUUUACUGCUACGGUAGCGCGAAUGCAACCCCUGCUCGCACGACAUUUUAUUCAUUUAAUGGUGAUCUGUGAUAUUAUUAGACGAUGUGUCGCGAAAUACGGUGAUAACGGUGAUUAUGGAAGACAAUUGCACGAUGCGACCUUGUGCUACGGACUUUAGUAUUGCGGCGAUCAUGUCAAGGCAUGGCAGGGCUAGAAGCGGCUGUAGGGAAAGAGAUCCAGCCGCUGAUUCUCCUAUAGAUAAAUUUUUAGAUGCCUCGUCUACUUCAGUACCUUCACCCCCUGAGGCGGGUAACCUCAGUUGUAUAUCGAUAGCAACAGAUGUAGAAAGUGGACGGGACUCACCGGUCGACGUAUCUUCGACUUCUGAAUCAAGUACUCCCACUCAAUCACAUAGAGAAACUAGAUCACCGACGAAAAAUCCCUUACUACAAGAAAAAUGGACAAGCGAAGACUUACGACAUGUAACCUGUCAUCUAGAAACAAAGGACUUAUGGGACAAAUUUAACGAAUUAGGAACAGAAAUGAUCAUUACAAAAACUGGCAGGCGAAUGUUUCCAACAGUCCGAGUAUCAUUCACUGGUAUACGACCAGAACAAAAGUACGCAGUACUUAUGGAUAUAGUUCCAGUUGACAAUAAAAGGUAUAGAUACGCCUAUCAUCGAUCCUCCUGGCUAGUAGCUGGAAAAGCUGAUCCCCCUGCCCCUUGUAGAAUAUACCCUCAUCCAGAUUCACCGUACAGUGGAGAACAGCUCAGGAAACAAGUGGUUUCUUUUGAAAAAGUGAAACUAACUAAUAACGAAAUGGAUAAGCAUGGGCAAGUAAGUUGUAUCUUCAUUAUCUGUUUUUCAUAUUUCAUUUUGAGUAACUUUUUAUUUUCUUUUCAGUUAGUACUAAAUUCAAUGCAUAAAUAUCAACCGCGAAUUCAUUUGGUAAAGCGACCAGAGGGCAGUUCAGGGAACGUAAACGAUUUGGAAAACGAAGAGUACAAAACUUUUAUAUUUCCUGAGACAAUCUUCACUGCGGUUACAGCUUAUCAAAAUCAACUGAUAACGAAACUGAAGAUUGACAGCAACCCAUUUGCCAAAGGUUUCAGAGAUUCAUCUAGACUGACAGAAUUCGAGAGGGAAACCAUGGAAUCAAUGCUGGCGGAACAGCAUUAUUUCCGCUCACCUCUUCGACCUUUUACCGAAAUCGAUACACACAACAACAAUCUCUCCUUGGAAGAGAAGGCAAUCUUAACCGCAAGAUCGCAGCUAUUUCUCAGAGCAGCAGCGGCAGCAGCUGGACCAUACGCUCCUCUGAUGGGGAGCCUCUAUGGGGCUGGUGCCUCCCAAAGUCCCCCAAUGAAUCCGGUGGUGCUAUGGAACCAAUGGGCCGGACUCGGACCGUCAAUUUUAGCUGCGCAACAUCAGCACCAAUUGGCUGUUGCUGCAGCCAGUACGUCGCACCUCAAUCAACAAAUGGCUGGUGCUAUGUCGACUUUAGCUAGGCCGCUUGCGCAGCAUCGAUUUAGUCCUUAUGCUCCUCCGACUAGGGCUAGUCCUGAUACAAACUUGAGAGAGGAUAGAAGUAGUCCUAGUAGUCCGACCUAACCGACACUUCCUGAUGUCGUUUAUAUUCCAGGAUCUGCUCCCACGGCGCCUCAACCCUAAGACAACUUGUAACUUAUUCUUGUGUCAGGAAAAUGUAAACACUAUAUUAUACACGUUAGGCCAACAAAGAUCUUCGGUGCAGUGUCUCCUACUCUACUAGUCUGAUCUACAUAGGCUACAAGGCUGAGACGUACGGCCUAUUGCAAUUCCUCUGCCUAAAUGAGAAAUCGAUGAAGUGUUUUUUAUUCUCUCUUUAAAUUAAGGUUUUGCCUAUGAAUUUCUGUUGUAUGUUAACAAGUAUGUAUUACGGCACCUAAGAAAGAGAUUUGUCUAGCGUGUGUAACGGAUUAAGUUUUGUGAAAAAAACUGCUUACGUGUAAAUAAGUUUAUUUCCGAAUAAAAGGCUGCAAGUCUACCGUAAAAUCACAACGAUGUCAACUCUGUUAAAUUAAAUUAAAUUUAAAAAACUAACAUUGUAACCCUUUAAAAGCAGUUACGAUUUUAGCAGUUCUUGUACAUAUGGUUCCAAACGCCCUUGUUUUUGUAUAUAUUGUACUUUCAGGCUUUGUUAAUUGUAUAUGUUUAUAAAUCAAUAAAGUAUUACCUCGCUUUAUUUUUA